Molecule: messenger RNA, 1438 nt
Organism: Prosopis cineraria
Lineage: Eukaryota; Viridiplantae; Streptophyta; Magnoliopsida; Fabales; Fabaceae
Product: mitochondrial import receptor subunit TOM40-1-like
Exons: 11
Coding region: 157-1092 (311 amino acids)
Biological process (GO): protein import into mitochondrial matrix
Cellular component (GO): mitochondrial outer membrane translocase complex; mitochondrial outer membrane
Molecular function (GO): transmembrane protein transporter activity
Source: RefSeq, a predicted model, not a curated record
GUGCAUGGUCUUCCUCUUACGCUCAAAACGCUAGGGUUUUAGAAGCCAUCGAGGUUGGGGUUUUACACAUCUUCCUCCUUAUAUCGGUCUCAGAGAUCUGAGGGUCAACUAUUUCCUCCUCCACUUCCUGCUAACACUGGUUUGAUCUCGCCUGCAAUGGCCACCAUUGCUCUCCCAAUUUCUGGUACAGCAGCUGACUCCAGUGCCCAGAAGAAGGCGGAGGAGAAAGUUGAUUACCUAGACCUUCCCUGUCCGAUUCCCUAUGAAGAGGUCCACCGUGAAGCUCUCAUGUCCUUAAAACCAGAGCUCUUUGAGGGGAUGCGCUUUGACUUCACCAGGGGCCUUAAUCAAAAGUUUUCUCUCAGUCAUAGCCUGUUCAUGGGCCCUACUGAGGUUCCUUCUCCAUCCUCAGAAACCCUUAAAAUCCCUACUUCUCACUAUGAGUUUGGUGCGAACUUCAUUGAUCCUAAGUUGAUGCUCAUUGGGAGAAUAAUGACUGAUGGGAGGCUAAAUGCAAGAGUCAAGUGUGAUUUAACGGAAAGCCUCACUUUAAAGGCCAAUGCUCAGCUUACAAAUGAACCACACAUGUCUCAUGGGAUGGCCAACUUUGAUUAUAAGGGAAAAGACUAUAGGACACAGCUUCAAGUUGGGAAUGGAGCCUUAUUCGGGGCAAGUUAUAUUCAGAGUGUGACACCUUAUUUAUCAUUGGGUGGAGAAGUAUUUUGGUCUGGUCAGCAUCGGAAGUCUGGUAUUGGUUAUGCUGCUCGCUACAAUACUGAUAAAAUGGUUGCUACAGGGCAAGUAGCUAGCACCGGAAUGGUUCUUCUAAGCUAUGUUCAGAAGGUAUCUGAGAAGGUAUCUCUAGCAUCAGAGUUCAUGUAUAAUUACAUGUCAAGAGAUGUCACAGCUAGCUUUGGUUAUGACUACAUCCUUAGACAGUGCCGCCUGAGGGGCAAGAUUGAUUCUAAUGGCUCUGUCUCUGCUUUUCUUGAGGAAAGAUUAAAUAUGGGUCUCAACUUCAUUCUUUCAGCCGAGCUUGAUCACUCGAAAAAAGACUACAAAUUUGGGUUUGGUUUGACAGUUGGAGAAUAGAUUAGCGGACUGGAAGUUUUAUUUUAACUCUCAUUGCUGGUGCUAGCCUAGCGGGCUUUCUUGCUCUUUUUCAUUUGUUUUUUUUUUUUUACUGGGGAAUCAGAGAGAAGAAUUUUAAUGCGGGAAACAUCACAUGUGUGAUCCACAAGUUGCUGCAGAAAAUUUAGUAGUCAUUUAUUUGUUUGUUACUGGGCUGAAGACAUUUUAUUUGGAUGUCGUCUUGUUUCCCUUCUACGGCCUUUAGAGUGAUCAGAAAUUGAAAAUAAUUCAUUUUGUGAUGAGAUUCAUGUUGUCUCCCGUGGUAUGUCAUGAGAUUCAGUUUUGUCAUAUUCAUACUUUCGUUGCC